CCUGGGUGGCGCGCAUGCGCGCUCUCACAGUGUAAACAAAAAUGGCGGCUGUGCGCAAGUUCACAACUGAGGAUGUUGAGGCUCAGAUCCAAGACAUUCAGAACAGGAAGGCCAGCCUGGCCAAGGGUGGGCCGCCGCCGCCGCCGCCCCCGGCCCAGGAUGGCUUAGGCAAGGACGAGGAGCGAGUGAGGCUCGACGGCGGUGGUUACUUUGACAGCGACAUCUACGACAUAUCCAAUGGCAACAAAUAUGCCAAUUAUGUCCAGUCUAUUGGAGUGGACGACCUGGAUGAGGAGGAUGAUGACGGAGGAACAACCUUGGGCAAGAAGGGCACAAAUACUUACACCGCUCCACAGCUCUUUCUUAAUGAAAUGGGAGGCCCCGACCCCAUGGUCAGUACAAGCGGGGCCAUCGCCGACCGUGGGGGACGAGUACCGUGCUCGCCGCACAUGAGGUCAUAUCCCCCGGGAUGGAUCGUUUGCCGAGGGAAAAGCAUGCAGUAUGUCCUCUGUGUUAGUACAAUUGACCUGGUGAUCAUUGGGACCUGGAAGGUCAUUACAAUCAACCCUAAGGAAUGA
This is a messenger RNA of Cherax quadricarinatus, 578 nucleotides long. NCBI's taxonomy places the organism in Eukaryota, Metazoa, Arthropoda, Malacostraca, Decapoda, Parastacidae. The record is from RefSeq and is a predicted model, not a curated record.